Messenger RNA from Gavialis gangeticus (Gharial), 879 nucleotides. RefSeq names its product kit ligand-like. Bases 1 to 879 code for a protein of 292 amino acids. The record is from RefSeq and is a predicted model, not a curated record. Gene Ontology annotation, cellular component: plasma membrane. Gene Ontology annotation, molecular function: cytokine activity; stem cell factor receptor binding. Gene Ontology annotation, biological process: cell adhesion; positive regulation of cell population proliferation. NCBI's taxonomy places the organism in Eukaryota, Metazoa, Chordata, Crocodylia, Gavialidae. The transcript has a single exon.
AUGAUACCGACCAAAAAUUGGAUUUGGAUUAUCACUCUUUUCGUGCUUGAUCCACUUACCGCUGCUUAUAGGCCGUGCGAGAAUCCACUGACAGAUGACGUGGAUGACAUCCCAGAAUUGAUUAAAAAUCUUCCAAACGAUUAUAAAAUAACCCUUAAAUAUGUCAAUGAGAUGGGAUAUAUCCACAAGCAUUGUUGGCUGCAUUUGAUGGUACUUGAAUUUGCAAAGAGCCUGAACAACUUGCUCCACAAAUUUCCACGAACAUCUAGCGCGUCAAAAAACCACUCAAUCCUCAACAGUCUCACACGAAUGGUUGACAAACUUCUAGAAUACCUCACGUUGGAUCAACAAAAGAACUUUAAAAAACAAAGUGACUAUUCCUACGCAGAAAAUGAAUUCAGUCCUAAGGAAUUCUUCAAACAACUUAACAACAUGAUUGAAACCUUUAAGGUGUUUUCAAAAAUACCGGAGUAUGAUAACUGCGUUUUCUCUUCAACAACGGAAGCCCUGUGUAAUGCUUCCGAGGUCACUGAAACAGAACUACCUUAUCCACCACCUCCUGUCGCCACUCGUUCCCUCAAAAACGAUUACCUAAAAGAGAUAGAUGUAAUGCUAUCAUCUAAACCAAAAAACGAGGGAUCUGAACUUCUACAAGCUAAAAGAGAAACCACUCAAGGGCUGAACCAACUGAUUACGGCUGAGCAACGGGCCCAAGCCAUACUAUUUGGACUGAUGCUAAUUUUAUUUUUCAUCAGCAUAAUCUGCUUGUUUUUUGCCUAUAGAUCCUUAUCGCGACAACUGAAAGUGCUAUCUACAUUCGUCUACGUAAAGUUACCCCCUCAUCUUCACGUUAAGUUUGAGGAUGAGAGUGAACUCUAA